Nannizzia gypsea CBS 118893 is the source of this 201-nucleotide messenger RNA. RefSeq lists its product as hypothetical. The transcript is spliced from 3 exons. The record is from RefSeq and is a predicted model, not a curated record. Lineage: Eukaryota; Fungi; Ascomycota; Eurotiomycetes; Onygenales; Arthrodermataceae. Gene Ontology annotation, cellular component: spindle; gamma-tubulin ring complex; interphase microtubule organizing center. Bases 1 to 201 code for a protein of 66 amino acids. Gene Ontology annotation, biological process: gamma-tubulin complex localization; mitotic spindle assembly; microtubule nucleation by interphase microtubule organizing center.
AUGCCGCCGCAAGAUGACAAGAGACAGGCGGCCAGAGAAGUCAUCGACAUCCUGCAUGAGAUCUCGACCCUGCUGAACACUCAUCUGGACCGGACGGAGCUUUCUCUCUGCGUCUCGCUGAUAGAGAACGGAGUCAACCCGGAAGCGCUGGCAAAUGUGAUCAAGGAGCUCAGGAGAGUCGAUGCGGACGAUGAGCGGUAG